GUCCCUGUCUUGAGGUCUAAUGGCGGACGCCAGUAUGUUGGAGUUGGUGGUGGCUUAAGUUUUGAAGGGAGGUAGCAUCCGUUGGAUAUCCACACCAUCCUUCUCGCUGCAGGCUUUCUUGGACUCCGUACUGUUGGUGUAACCAAGGCCUGGAGGUCUGGGUGGCUCAGGUUUCCUGCAGCCAUGUUUCUGUACAACUUAACCUUGCAGAGAGCCACUGGCAUCAGCUUUGCCAUUCAUGGAAACUUUUCUGGAACCAAACAACAAGAAAUUGUUGUUUCCCGUGGGAAGAUCUUGGAGCUGCUUCGCCCAGACCCCAACACUGGCAAAGUACAUACCCUACUCACUGUGGAAGUAUUCGGUGUUAUCCGGUCACUCAUGGCCUUUAGGCUGACAGGUGGCACCAAAGACUACAUUGUAGUUGGCAGUGACUCUGGUCGAAUUGUUAUUUUGGAAUACCAGCCAUCUAAGAAUAUGUUUGAGAAGAUUCACCAAGAAACCUUUGGCAAGAGUGGAUGCCGUCGCAUCGUUCCUGGCCAGUUCUUAGCUGUGGAUCCCAAAGGGCGAGCCGUUAUGAUUAGUGCCAUUGAGAAACAGAAAUUGGUGUAUAUUUUGAACAGAGAUGCUGCAGCCCGACUUACCAUUUCAUCUCCCCUGGAAGCCCACAAAGCAAACACUUUAGUGUAUCAUGUAGUUGGAGUAGAUGUCGGAUUUGAAAAUCCAAUGUUUGCUUGUCUGGAAAUGGAUUAUGAGGAAGCAGACAAUGAUCCAACAGGGGAAGCAGCAGCUAAUACCCAGCAGACACUUACUUUCUAUGAGCUAGACCUUGGUUUAAAUCAUGUGGUCCGAAAAUACAGUGAACCUUUGGAGGAACACGGCAACUUCCUUAUUACAGUUCCAGGAGGGUCAGAUGGUCCAAGUGGAGUACUGAUCUGCUCUGAAAACUAUAUUACUUACAAGAACUUUGGUGACCAGCCAGAUAUCCGCUGUCCAAUUCCCAGGAGGCGGAAUGACCUGGAUGACCCUGAAAGAGGAAUGAUUUUUGUCUGCUCUGCAACCCAUAAAACCAAAUCGAUGUUCUUCUUUUUGGCUCAAACUGAGCAGGGAGAUAUCUUUAAGAUCACUUUGGAGACAGAUGAAGAUAUGGUUACUGAGAUCCGGCUCAAAUAUUUUGAUACUGUACCCGUUGCUGCUGCCAUGUGUGUGCUUAAAACAGGGUUCCUUUUUGUAGCAUCAGAAUUUGGAAACCAUUACUUAUAUCAAAUUGCACAUCUUGGAGAUGAUGAUGAAGAACCUGAGUUUUCAUCAGCCAUGCCUCUGGAAGAAGGAGACACAUUCUUUUUUCAGCCAAGACCACUUAAAAACCUUGUGCUGGUUGAUGAGUUGGACAGCCUCUCUCCCAUUCUGUUUUGCCAGAUAGCUGAUCUGGCCAAUGAAGAUACUCCACAGUUGUAUGUGGCCUGUGGUAGGGGACCCCGAUCAUCUCUGAGAGUCCUAAGACAUGGACUUGAGGUGUCAGAAAUGGCUGUUUCUGAGCUACCUGGUAACCCCAACGCUGUCUGGACAGUGCGUCGACACAUUGAAGAUGAGUUUGAUGCCUACAUCAUUGUGUCUUUCGUGAAUGCCACCCUAGUGUUGUCCAUUGGAGAAACUGUAGAAGAAGUGACUGACUCUGGGUUCCUGGGGACCACCCCGACCUUGUCCUGCUCCUUAUUAGGAGAUGAUGCCUUGGUGCAGGUCUAUCCAGAUGGCAUUCGGCACAUACGAGCAGACAAGAGAGUCAAUGAGUGGAAGACCCCUGGAAAGAAAACAAUUGUGAAGUGUGCAGUGAACCAGCGACAAGUGGUGAUUGCCCUGACAGGAGGAGAGCUGGUCUAUUUCGAGAUGGAUCCUUCAGGACAGCUGAAUGAGUACACAGAACGGAAGGAGAUGUCAGCAGAUGUGGUGUGCAUGAGUCUGGCCAAUGUACCCCCUGGAGAGCAGCGGUCUCGCUUCCUGGCUGUGGGGCUUGUGGACAACACUGUCAGAAUCAUCUCCCUGGAUCCCUCAGACUGUUUGCAACCUCUAAGCAUGCAGGCUCUCCCAGCCCAGCCUGAGUCCUUGUGUAUCGUGGAAAUGGGUGGGACUGAGAAGCAGGAUGAGCUGGGUGAGAGGGGCUCGAUUGGCUUCCUAUACCUGAAUAUUGGGCUACAGAACGGUGUGCUGCUGAGGACUGUCUUGGACCCUGUCACUGGGGAUUUGUCUGAUACUCGCACUCGGUACCUGGGGUCCCGUCCUGUGAAGCUCUUCCGAGUCCGAAUGCAAGGCCAGGAGGCAGUAUUGGCCAUGUCAAGCCGCUCAUGGUUGAGCUAUUCUUACCAAUCUCGCUUCCAUCUCACCCCACUGUCUUACGAGACACUGGAAUUUGCAUCGGGUUUUGCCUCGGAACAGUGUCCCGAGGGCAUUGUGGCCAUCUCCACCAACACCCUACGGAUUUUGGCAUUAGAGAAGCUCGGUGCUGUCUUCAAUCAAGUAGCCUUCCCACUGCAGUACACACCCAGGAAAUUUGUCAUCCACCCUGAGAGUAACAACCUUAUUAUCAUUGAAACGGACCACAAUGCCUACACUGAGGCCACGAAAGCUCAGAGAAAGCAGCAGAUGGCAGAGGAAAUGGUGGAAGCAGCAGGGGAGGAUGAGCGGGAGCUGGCCGCAGAGAUGGCAGCAGCAUUCCUCAAUGAAAACCUCCCUGAAUCCAUCUUUGGAGCUCCCAAGGCUGGCAAUGGGCAGUGGGCCUCUGUGAUCCGAGUGAUGAAUCCCAUUCAAGGGAACACACUGGACCUUGUCCAGCUGGAACAGAAUGAGGCAGCUUUUAGUGUGGCUGUGUGCAGGUUUUCCAACACUGGUGAAGACUGGUAUGUGCUGGUGGGUGUGGCCAAGGACCUGAUACUAAACCCCCGAUCUGUGGCAGGGGGCUUCGUCUAUACUUACAAGCUUGUGAACAAUGGGGAAAAACUGGAGUUUUUGCACAAGACUCCUGUGGAAGAGGUCCCUGCUGCUAUUGCCCCAUUCCAGGGGAGGGUGUUGAUUGGUGUGGGGAAGCUGUUGCGUGUCUAUGACCUGGGAAAGAAGAAGUUACUCCGAAAAUGUGAGAAUAAGCAUAUUGCCAAUUAUAUCUCUGGGAUCCAGACUAUCGGACAUAGGGUAAUUGUAUCUGAUGUCCAAGAAAGUUUCAUCUGGGUUCGCUACAAGCGUAAUGAAAACCAGCUUAUCAUCUUUGCUGAUGAUACCUACCCCCGAUGGGUCACUACAGCCAGCCUCCUGGACUAUGACACUGUGGCUGGGGCAGACAAGUUUGGCAACAUAUGUGUGGUGAGGCUCCCACCUAACACCAAUGAUGAAGUAGAUGAGGAUCCUACAGGAAACAAAGCCCUGUGGGACCGUGGCUUGCUCAAUGGGGCCUCCCAGAAGGCAGAGGUGAUCAUGAACUACCAUGUCGGGGAGACGGUGCUGUCCUUGCAGAAGACCACGCUGAUCCCUGGAGGCUCAGAAUCACUUGUCUAUACCACCUUGUCUGGAGGAAUUGGCAUCCUUGUGCCAUUCACGUCCCAUGAGGACCAUGACUUCUUCCAGCAUGUGGAAAUGCACCUGCGGUCUGAACAUCCCCCUCUCUGUGGGCGGGACCACCUCAGCUUUCGCUCCUACUACUUCCCUGUGAAGAAUGUGAUUGAUGGAGACCUCUGUGAGCAGUUCAAUUCCAUGGAACCCAACAAACAAAAGAACGUCUCUGAAGAACUGGACCGAACCCCACCCGAAGUGUCCAAGAAACUCGAGGAUAUCCGGACCCGCUACGCCUUCUGAGCCCUCCUUUCCCGGUGGGGCUUGCCAGAGACUGUGUGUUUUGUUUCCCCCACCACCAUCACUGCCACCUGGCUUCUGCCAUGUGGCAGGAGGGUGACUGGAUAAUUAAGACUGCAUUAUGAAAGUCAACAGCUCUUUCCCCUCAGCUCUUCUCCUGGAAUGACUGGCUUCCCCUCAAAUUGGCACUGAGAUUUGCUACACUUCUCCCCACCUGGUACAUGAUACAUGACCCCAGGUUCCAGUGUAGAACCUGAGUCCCCCAUUCCCCAAAGCCAUCCCUGCAUUGAUAUGUCUUGACUCUCCUGUCUACUUUUGCACACACCCUUAAUUUUUAAUUGGUUUUCUUGUAAAUACAGUUUUGUACAAUGUUAUCUCUGUGGGAGGAAGGAGGCAGGCUGUGGUGGGACUGGGUAGGGUAUAGUAUCACUCCUGAGUUCCACUGCUCUAGAAUCUAACCAGAAAUAGAAACCUAGUUUUUAAGGUGACUGGCAUCCAUGUGUCUUGUUCUGGAGAUGAGGAUGUAGGUGGGAGGUUUGAACCCAAGUUAGAGCAGGAAGAACUGAGUAGACUCCUUCCUUCCAGAUACCGACUUGGACUUGCGGCACUCUGUGGCUCCCCACCCCCAGGUCUGUGGUGGUUUCUUUGUUUUUUCCUGGUUCUUUUUGCUGUGCUGAUGAAACAUGACCUCAAUAACCAUGUGUAUACCCACCCCUCUUCCCACUGGGUAUUGAGGAAGGGUGGCUGAUUCUUCCUCCUCUUCUACUCUGAGGAUGUUAGUAUGGGGAUUUUAGCAUGAAUUCUAGCUGGGGAGUCUUAACAGAUGCCCCUUUUACUGAUACAGCACCUAAAGCGAUCUUUGGCUCCAUAGGACCAUAGGAAGGGUCAGUACAGAAGAACCUAGAUACUGCCCUGCCCCUGAGAACUGUGUAUAUGUGGGGCCUGUCUGCAGCACCCAUCUCAGGUGGGUUCCAGAGGGCCUUUAGGGUAUAAUGAGAGCCUGUUAGGUGGAAGAGGCCCAGUUCCAGAAAUGUUCCAGCCCACCCCUGAGAAUUCCUCCUGUUUAGUUGUGUGGGAAGCCCUCGUCUUCCAGGCUGUCCUUGCGCCUUGAACCUGGAGAAGUGAGCUCACUGUUCUCAAUACUUCACAAAUGUAAAACUUUCUUUCGUCUGCAUGUGCUCAGCCAUCUAAAUUGAGCAAAUGAUCUGGUGAGCACUGGGUUAGAAUCAGGAAUGGUGGAAUACAAUCUGAACCUCUCAGAGCCCAGAACAGAGGGUUCCUGACACUGUGACACUGUCUCCUGGAACUAAGUAUCUCUUGAAUCAUGACUUGGUUUUAGAUCAGUCAAGAGAGACCCAGGUUUUGCCAGGAAUCGAAUCCCUAAAUAACAUGUUUUUUUCUCACUUAGCUCAUGAAUUUGCAUAGUAGACAGUAGUUCUGAAUUAGAUUUUGAAAACCUAAUUUCAGGGCUCAUUUUUUCCUGUGGCCCUAAAUCCAUUCUAUCAAAUUGUGUGAUACUGACAUGCAGUCAUCUGAGGAACUCAGCGUAGAUACUUGAGCAGCUCCUCGCCUCUUUUCUAACUCAAGUUUGACUAAAAUACAUACACUCCGUACAGAAGGUAGGGGGUUAUGUAAGAAAGGAAAACCUAAUCUAUGGAAUCAGGAGUUGUCACCACCGAGCUUCCUCUGGAAGUCUGCCCAUCAGCUUGCUUGUUCUCUGUUAAGAGGAAGGGCUAGGACAAGGAUUUGGGCUUGAAUAUGUGGAAAGGAAUUUUCAUAGUUGUUGCUGCAGGACCUACAAAAGUUUAAAAUUAGAUUGGAUGUGACUCAAUGACAAGUCCCAUCUGUGUAAUUGUUAAGGGGACCUGAUUGACUCCUGUGGUUUGAUUGAGCAACCAGGUAAAUAGAGACCUCUCUCCAGCUUUGGCAAAACCCAUCAGAGGCUGCUGCAGAACUCAGACAGAGGGAUCUGCCCUUGGGUUUGCUUCCAUCCUGUUCCAUUGCUAAGCCCUUGUGACUUGGAUCCUAGGACUGAAAAGUUUUUAGCUGCCUCAGCUUUCCCCUGACCUUACUGGCAGAGGUUCUGCAGAUGUUUCCUUUGGAAGAUCUCUUGCCAAGAAUAGCAUUCCUUUGGAGGAGGGGGGUUCUAGUUGGAAUGUUGCUUUUCUUGGUUAGUGUAAAUGUAUUGCUAGUGAGACAGCUGCCGGCGCUGGAAAAGGCUCGUCUCACAGGGAGAGUGCUGGUCCCCAGAAUGUGUGCUGUUCCCACGCUGCUGCCUUUCUUGAGCUUGUUAGAGGAAAGCCAGAAAGGCAUUCAGAUGGGAUCAGUCUGGCUUUCAAAUUUUUUUUAAUUCCUAAGUUCUGUUUUAUUUUUUAAUUUUUUAAAAAAAAUUUUAUUAGAGACAGUCUCUCUCUCUUGCCUAGCUGGGAGUGCAGUGGAGUGAUCAUAGCUCACUGAGGCUUGAACUCCUGGGCUCGAGCAAUCCACCUCAGCCUCCAGAGUAGGGGAGACUACAGAUGUGUGCCACCAUACUCAGCUAAUUUUUAAACUUUUGUAGAGACAGGGUCUCCCUGUGUUGCCCAGGCUGGCCUCGAACUCCUGACCUCAAAAAAUCUUCCUGCCUUGGCCUCCCAAAGCACUGGGAUUAUAGGUGUGAGCCAUUGCGCCUGGUCAUAAAUUCUUGUUUUUUUGUUUGUUUGUUUAUUAGAGAUGGAAUCUCUCUCUCUUGACCAGGCUAGAGGGCUGUGGUGCGAUCUCAGCCCACUGCAACCUCUAUCUCCUGAGCUCAAGCGAUCCUCCUUAGCUUCCCAAAUAGCUGGAACUACAGGCAUGUGCCAUCACGUCCAGCUAAUUUUUGUAUUUUUAGUAGAGAAGGUUUUACCAUGUUGGACAGGGUGGUCUCGAACUCCUGGCCUAAAGUGGUCCACCUAGCUCAGCCUACCAAAGUGCUGUGAUUACAGGCGUGAGCCACCAUGCCCAGCCUCUAAAUUCUGUUUUCUAUUCAAAGUAAAAAUGACAUGUGUUUGAGUCAUCCACUUGCUCAUUUGCAUAUGGAAUAUUGUAUGUGAAUAUUUUAUUACACCCUUAAAAUUAAUUUUCAAGGGCUAUAUGUAGAGCUCAGAAGAAACAUCUCUGCUGCUGAAAUCAAACCUGGUCCAAAAAACGUCACAACGGAGGAAAGGAAUAGAUGGCUCUCGAGGACAAGAUAGGGACUCUUAAAACACCUGCUUGGCCAUGGUUGAUUGACAUUUGAGUGAUCUGGUAGCCCAACACACCCUGUGAAGUUCAGGUGAACUGAAAUGGGCAGGUGUAGGCUACACACCAGUCUGAACCAGCACAACCAAGAGUUGUUUCUCUUUUUUUUCUUUUUCUUUUUCUUUUUUUUCUUUUUUUUUUUUUUUUUUUUGAGAUGAAGUCUUACUCUGUUGCCCAGGCUAGAGUACAGAGGCACAAUCUCGGCUCACCACAGCCUCCGCCUCCUGGGUUCAAGCAAUUCUCCUGCCUCAGCCUCCCAAGUAGCUGGGACUACAGGCAUGCACCACCAUGCCUGGCUAAUUUUUGUAUUUUUAGUAGAGAUGGGGUUUCACCAUGUUGGCCAGGCUGGUUUCGAACUCGUGACCUCAGGUGAUCCACCCACCUUGGUCUCCCAAAGCGCUGGGAUUACAGGCGUGAGCCACUGCACUUGGCCAGGAGCUGUUUAAGCCAUCAGGAGACAUGCUGACCCACUAGAAGAGGCUGCUACGCUCAUUUCUUCCACAAACGUUUACUGGGCACCUACCAUGAACCACCACCUCCCAGCUCUGUUCUGCACCCAGAGGUUGGAGGAGAGUUUAUAACCAGGCAGUCUCUGUCGCUGUGAGGUUGGUGGUGAGGUGAGUCUGCCAGAGGGCCUGCCACCAGUUUCAGAAGAGCCUGCAGCCUGCAUCUGAUUUCCUCAGCCACAACCUUGGGACUUCAGGAAAAAUCAGAAGGUCCCAAGUCUGAAAAAUGAAGAGGUGGGGAGUGGGCAGCAGGGGUUUUAGGUCAGGAAAUGGUAGGAAACCUGUAGUUGUGGCUCAUAAUCCUAGUGGGAUAUUAGAACCCUCUUCAUUUGUCAGAACAGAUUCCUGGGGUCUGCUCCCAAUUAUUCACACGGUGGUUCAUGCCUGGUAAUCCCAGCACUUUGGGCGGCCAGAGGCAGGCAGAUUGCUUGAGCCCAGAAGUUUAAGACCAGCCUAGGAAACAGACCCCAUCUCUACAAAAAAUUCAAAAAGCCGGGCGUGAAGCCCUGUUUUUUUUUUUUUAAAAAAAGAGUCUGCUGGUGAUGUCUGGGCAUGUGUCUGCUUCACAGUCCAGUGUUAUGAUCAGUAGCUGUGAUGGACAAUGAACAUUGCUGCUUGUUCAAAAUGAAGAAAAAAAAUAUCAAAGAAAACCAGGUUUGGAAGUUUCAGAUUUGGAAAAGGAGCUGGGCCAGCCCAUCUGGAAUAGCUGAGGGGCCCUGUUAGCCCCACCCUACCCCACCCCACCCCCGUAUGCAGCAUCUCUGGCGGUGCCCAGAGGCAAGCCCCCUUCAGUUUCCCACCUCUCACUCUGCCUUCCAGAGCCUAGUCAAGUUUUAAAUUCCCAGGUCCACUCAGCAGAACUUGCUCCCUUCUCUGACUGCAGUCUCAUAAUGAAAGGAGAGGUGCUUUCAGUUGGGUCAUUUGGUAGCGUUUAGGCUUAGAAGUUACUAAUUUGGAGCCGUGAGUAUAUGUGUAUAAGCUAGUAACACGUGAUGGUCAAGGGAAGUACUACCAUUUCCUGUGGGUUAUUAGGGCCUCCAGCUGUUAUGAGGACACACUGGGGAAUCUCAGCUUUAGGGAGUCGAUGAUGUAACUGGAGAAAGGCAAUGCUGCCCUCAUAAAGCAAUCAGAAACGAGAUUCCACCUGCCAAAUGCCAAGAGGCAGCAAAGUCCAUGAAGAGAGCACUGUAUACAGUCAGAUGACCUGGGCUCACUAGCCUCUAAGCAUAGUCUUGGUUUCCUGCCUGUAAAUUGGUAGAAUAAGACUGAUUUACUGGGCCUGGCAUGGUGGCUCACACCUGUAAUCCCAGCACUUUGAGAGGCUGAGGCAGGAGGAUCCCUUGAGCCCAGGAGUUUGAGACCAGCCUGGGCAACAUGACAAAACCCCAUCUCUCCAAAAAUACAAAAAUUAGCCAGGCAUGGUGGUGCACACUUGUAGUCCCAGUAAUUAGGGGGCUGAGACAGGAGGAUCACUUCAGCCUAUGAGUUUGAGGCUGCAGUGAGCUGUGAUUGCGCCACUACACUCCAGCCUGGAUGACAGGACGAAACCUGUCUCAAAAACACCAAAAAACAAAAACCGGUCUCCUGGGGUCAUGGUAGCACAAACGCACAUGACUGAGUGCUCAGGGGUUCUGAGGCUUGUCCGCUGACCUGGGGCUCUGGCCCUGGGAGAUCUGGGGGACCUGCUGUCCUAUAUGUGAUGCUUUGAAAGAAAGGGGCAUCAUUCCAAGCCAAGAGGCCCCAGAGAGGGCACCGUGCGGUGUUCAGGCUUCUGUGAGGCCCCAGUGAGAUCCUGUGGCUGUGCCCCCAUCACCUCCACCCACUCUGCCCUCCCACUAGCUGCCCAACGGAUGAAUCAACGCCUUGGCAGAGUUUUCCAGCAGGGCCUUGCAGAGAGUGUGUGUGACCUGUGUGGCCACUGCCUUGGGGACGGGUGAGGAGUUAGCCUGGAACAUUCCAGCGUGGGCAUUAUUGUCCUGUUGCAAGUUCAGGGCAAAACCAGGAAUCCAGUUUUGUCGAUCCAAUUGAGAAAACAUUUCAUGAACAACUACUUGUGGCAUGCAUUGGCACUCGGAAUAAAGCGCACUAUUGUCACUA
Homo sapiens (human) is the source of this 9692-nucleotide messenger RNA. It is a transcript of the gene SF3B3, whose product is annotated as splicing factor 3b subunit 3. The coding region runs from base 184 to 3837 and encodes 1217 amino acids. The record is from RefSeq and is marked reviewed. Lineage: Eukaryota; Metazoa; Chordata; Mammalia; Primates; Hominidae. Gene Ontology annotation, molecular function: nucleic acid binding. Gene Ontology annotation, cellular component: spliceosomal snRNP complex; nucleus. The transcript is spliced from 26 exons.